AUGGGUCUUUUCGACAAACUCAAAGAUCAAUUCCAAUCAUCUUCCCCAUCCUAUGAUUUCCACACUUCCACGCACCCUCUUCCUCUUGGACCCGACGCAGUAUUUCGAUACAGGUAUCAAAGGGGGGUCAACCUCGGCUCAUGGUUUACUCUAGAACGUUGGAUCGCUUCUCAUCCGUUUCGAAACGCCCACCAACCUGGACAGAGUGACUUCGAUGUUGCCUCUGGACGAGAUGCCAAGAAGGUUUUGGAGGAACAUUGGGAUACGUGGAUGAAUGAAGGUGAUUGGAGGUGGAUCAAGGAGAAGGGAUUUAAUUCUGUUAGGAUACCAAUUUCAUACUAUCAUCUGUGUGGACCACUACCGGAAGUACUGAAAGGAACUGAAUUCGAGCCAUUCCACCAUAUCUUCGAAGGAGCUUGGGGAAGGAUCAAACAGGCGAUCGAAAUGGCAGGAUAUCUCGGUUUGGGUGUUUUGAUCGAUCUGCACGCAGCGGCAGGUGCACAAAAUGCAGAUGCUCAUUCCGGUCUAUCAAAUGGAAAAGUAGGAUUUUGGGAUAAACAUUCCAAUUUAGCAUCUACAUCACUCGCUCUUCGAUUUUUAGCAUCCGAAUUAUCCCGUAUACCCCAUGUAGUAGGACUGGAAGUGCUCAACGAACCAGCCAACAAUUCCAAGCUUCAAGGAUGGUAUCGUACAAUACUGGAUGAAAUUCGAUCUAUAGUUCCAGUGGAUUUCCCACUGUAUAUAUCGGACGCAUGGGAUACACAACAUUACGCAAAUUUCGUAGGGGGAAGAGACGAUUUCGUAGUAUUGGAUCAUCACCUAUACAGAUGUUUCACCGAUCAAGACCGUCAAAAAGAUGGUUAUGCUCAUGCUCACGAUAUACGAUCGGGAUUCAAGAACACUUUAUCUGGACAGAGUGAAAGUGCAAAAGGGAAUAUAAUCAUUGGAGAGUGGUCUGCUUCAUUAGACCCUCAUAGUUUCCCACCUAAUAUACCAGAUACUGAGAAAGAUGCUCAUCGAAGAGAAUUUGUUAAAGCCCAGUUGGAGUUGUUCGAAGAGAAGACGGCGGGAUACUGGUUCUGGACAUAUAAGAAACAGGACGGAUGGGAUGCAGGUUGGUCAGCUAAAGAUGCGGCCAGAGCUGAGAUCUUACCUCAGUGGAUCGGGGGGAAAAGGUUUAAAGGUGAUCCGCCGGUCGGUGUAAAAGAUAGUGAGAUGAAAAGUGCUUAUGACGCCCAUACAUCCUAUUGGGCCUCUCACGGCGGUUCACCCGACCCAACAGUCUUCGCACCAGGUUUCUCCCAAGGAUGGGACGAUUCCCUCACCUUCCUUUCCCACCCAUCCGGACCAAGUCGAUUGGGAUUCACAGAUCAAUGGAUGAAGAGUAGGAAAAUCGAAUUUGAAAAUUAUACGAAUAAGAAAUUGGGUAAAGCUACUUGGGAAUGGGAACAUGGUUUUAGACAAGGUGUAGAAGCGAGUUUGAGGAUUUGUACUUAUUGA
This is a messenger RNA of Kwoniella botswanensis, 1500 nucleotides long. RefSeq lists its product as uncharacterized. Gene Ontology annotation, cellular component: extracellular region; cell surface. NCBI's taxonomy places the organism in Eukaryota, Fungi, Basidiomycota, Tremellomycetes, Tremellales, Cryptococcaceae. Gene Ontology annotation, molecular function: glucan endo-1,6-beta-glucosidase activity. Gene Ontology annotation, biological process: glucan catabolic process. The coding region runs from base 1 to 1500 and encodes 499 amino acids. The record is from RefSeq and is a predicted model, not a curated record. The transcript is spliced from 5 exons.